Molecule: messenger RNA, 1820 nt
Organism: Malurus melanocephalus (red-backed fairy wren)
Lineage: Eukaryota; Metazoa; Chordata; Aves; Passeriformes; Maluridae
Product: glioma pathogenesis-related protein 1-like
Exons: 6
Coding region: 107-967 (286 amino acids)
Cellular component (GO): extracellular region
Source: RefSeq, a predicted model, not a curated record
GCCACGCCCAGUCUGCCCCUCUGAGGAGGAACUCCAUAAAGGUUGCUCAGGGAGGGAAAUUGGCGAUUUCAAGACUACGAGUUGGGCGCAGUGAGCGUUCAGCGGCAUGCCACUAUAUCCACGGUGGGGACUUCCUGCUUGCACCAUCUCUCUUCUACUCCCUUUCUCAAUGACAAGCAGAUUUGCUGUUUGUGUGCUGGCUUUGCUGCUCUGCUGUCAUUGCUCUGAUUCCUAUGAACCAUCGACAUUGCCCGAUCCUCGGGAUCCACAGUUCAUUGAGGAAUGUGUGGAGACACAUAACAGAUUCCGGUCCGGAGUGGAUCCACCAGCCAGCGACAUGCGCUACAUGACUUGGGAUCCAGAUUUGGCAAAGACUGCAAAGGCUUGGGCAAAGAAAUGUCUAUUUAAACAUAAUAUAUACCUCCAACAGCGAGGGAAAACUCACCCCAGAUUUGCUUUUGCUGGAGAAAACCUCUGGACUGGCUCAAUUGCUGCCUUUACCGUGAAAGGAGCCAUCACCUCUUGGUACAACGAGGUCCAAUUCUACACUUACAACACCAAUGAGUGCAGUAAAGUAUGUGGCCACUAUACACAGGUAGUUUGGGCUACAAGCUACAAGGUUGGCUGUGCUGUCCACUUCUGUCCCAAGGUGGCGUACACCUCCAUACCCAAUGCAGCGCACUUCAUCUGCAACUAUGGGCCACCUGGGAAUUACCCAGUGCGCCCMUACAAGACAGGAACCGAGUGCAGCGAGUGUGGCGGCGAGCAGUGUACCAACAAGCUGUGUCGAAAUCUCCAGCGUGAUAAAAUCGUUGAGGAUUUCAAAUGGUAUCCAGAGUGGGACAAACCUGCAUGUGAUGAAUUCUGCGUCACCAUUAUUUCCGUAAGGUUAAUACUCCUUUUACUGACUUUUCUGGCCACUUGGCUCCUACCAAAAUAYUGGUCUAUAGUACCUGCCAGUGGGUGACACACAUGUAGAAGACUACAAGAGCACUUGGCUCAACUCAUCUCUUCCAUUCACCUAAGUUACUGGUGGCACAAACAUUGGUAGAUAUAUUGUUUGCAUCUAUAGAUGGUUUAGAAGUACAGAAAUAACAUCUUCAUUGCAGGUCAUAGUUACAAGUGCUGAUACACAGUUUCUCAUUAUUUAAAACCAGUUAAAAAGUUAGAAGUUAAAAUGGCUCUUUAUGUUAAAAUUGCUUUAAAAGUUAAAAGGUUGAAGUAUUAUUAAAGUGGAGCAGUGUGUGUGUGUGAUCCGGUGGGCACAGGAGYACACUGUUGAGGCAGCACACUAAGGUGCAGGCAGCUGCCCAACAUGCUUUCUUUAGGAAGGGCUGGAGAAUGUCCAGCCUCAAAUCCAGGCCCCAGCCUGCUGCCAAGGCACAGGCAGAGCAUGCACAUCUCUCACUCCUAUUGCACUCUUAUCUUGGGCGCUCCUACAGCAAGCAGAGGGGACUGUAUAAUUUACAUUUUUUUAAGGAAUUUUUGGAUCCCUGUGAGCUCUGGCAUUUGCAUCCUGUGGCAGGCAGUGCAUUUCCCAGUCUCACAGAGCACUUGUGUAAUUGGUACCUCUUUUUGCUUAGCAUUUGUUUUUAAACUCAUGGCAUUUGUGCCUAAAGUUUCACCUGUGUUUAACAGUUAUGUAUCAUUGCAAUCUUUCCUGUUGUGGUUUUUUUUUCUGAGCAUAGGGGUUUUACUGCUGUUUCAAACAAUAAAUUGUUAUUUCCUGCUUCCCGUGUAUGGCAAUCGUGAAUGUGCAACAUGAGCUAAAGUUUAACUGCUGGUGCACAAAAUAAAUACACAUUCAGCUCCAGCUUUCA